This is a messenger RNA of Soboliphyme baturini, 1266 nucleotides long. The record is from the annotation of a GenBank genome assembly. Lineage: Eukaryota; Metazoa; Nematoda; Enoplea; Dioctophymatida; Soboliphymatidae.
CAUUAUGGAAUUGAACGGAUCCUGUGCUUAAUGCGUCGAGAAACUCGGUAUCAACUUUUCACUCUCAGGCCCACCCAACGUGCUUCCUGGAUCGGCUUCGCGAUGGCCUACCACCUUAUGCAAGACUACGAUAUGGCGUUGCAGGUUUUGGAAGAAUUUCGAAAGACACAGAAUGAAUACGACUAUGAGCACAGCGAGUUCCUGUUGUACGAAAACAUGGUGUAUUACGAAGCAGGCAAGUAUCAGGAGGCGUUUGAUCACCUUGAAGCCCACAGGCCACAGAUUUUCGACUACGUUUCAUACUUGGAAACGAAAGGCAUUCUUUUACGGAAGCUGGACCGGAAGCAGCAAGCUGCCGAUGUGUACCGGCUGUUAAUCGAACAGAACCCAGAAAACGAAGCUUACUACAGAAGUUUGGAGAUAUGUAUGAUUUUUUGUUCUCUGAUUGAUCCUUCUUCGCACUCCGCAGCUGAACGACGUCUCGCCCUCUACGAUGAAAUGAUGCUGACGUUCUGUCGAGAAAAGUUUAUCGAUCGUAUCGAACCGAUUCUGAUUCGUAUGUUACGCAAAGGCGUUGCUCCCCUUUUCACAAUGCUCAAGUUCCUGUAUUCUGAUCGCGAAAAGGUAGUUAACAAACUGUCGUUAACCUUUCCGUUUGUUUCAGAAAGUGUGAAGGAACCGCCGUCGACCCUUCUUUGGGUCUACUAUUUUUUGGCUUUACAUUACGACCAUCUUGGUGAUUCGUCGAAGGCACUGACAUUCAUAAACAAGAGCAUCGAUCACACGCCGACACUAAUCGAACUGUAUAUGGCGAAGGGCCGGAUUUUUAAGCAUGCCGGCAAUAGAUUCGAGGCGGUGCAUUGGAUGGAGGAAGCACAGAGUCUUGAUACUGCCGAUCGUUAUAUCAACUCAAAAUGCGCUAAGUACAUGCUGAUGGCCGGAAUGGUGAACGAAGCUGAAGCCAUGUGCUCAAAGUUUACGCGGGUAUUAAUUAUUGUUGUUGCGACACGUUUUUUACAUUUAUUUUAUCUUUGUUUACGAAAUUCAUUAAUGUACAGUUUCUGUAGUCGCUCGUCGCUUAUUGUUAAUAUGAAUAUGACAAUUCAUGCAAGAAUUCCUUUUGAGUGUUCGCCAGUUAACCUUCCAGCUCGGCGAUCAUGUUGUCCUUUUGGCCACUCGAUCCCGAGAAGUAGCCAGCUCACCGUUCACCUUCUCUUACGCUUGUUAGAUUUGGAGCAGCUUCGCUCCGGAGCCACUGGUUGCUGA